Seminavis robusta is the source of this 1983-nucleotide messenger RNA. The record is from the annotation of a GenBank genome assembly. NCBI's taxonomy places the organism in Eukaryota, Bacillariophyta, Bacillariophyceae, Naviculales, Naviculaceae.
AUGGGCAAGAAAAGGCGAUCCAAACAGGAGCAGCAGCAGGAGUCCUUGACUCCAAAGAAUGAGGAGGCAAAAGAUGGCAAUGACAACAACGAUGAUCCACCCAAGUCCAACGAACGGCCUACGGUUUCUGAUCCCGAUGGCACCCACGACAUUCAUCGUGGUUUUACCAACAAGGAAGCCCGAGCUCGUCGUCACGAAUUGAUCCAGACACUCCAGGAAAAGACGGAAAAGAAAAACAAAAAGAAGAAUCAGAAGGAUAAUAAUGCUAAUAAUGACAACAACAAUCAUGAUUUGGCACAAAGUCUGAAAGAACAACAGAACAAUGACGAGACGAACAACAAUAAGAAGAAACGAGCCCGAUUGGCCCAUGACAAGAUUUUGGAAACGAGAUUGGAAUCCAAAGAAACCAAACUAUUGCAAGCCAAAAUUGCGGCCAUGGACGCGGCGGAUAUUUUGCAUACCGGGACGGUGGGAAUGGUACAAGCCGAGACCGAUAUGGAACGCACCACGGGAUUGUCCCAAGUCGAAUUGAAACGACAAUUACUACAAGACAAUAAUGACGAAGAUGACAAUAGUGACAAUGCGGCACGACACAUUUACGAUUUGACCAUGGAAUCACCACACGGUCUCAAAUACGAUCGAUCCGGACGAUAUGCCCUCCUCUAUUCCAAUGCCAGCAAUCCACAAGGACAUGUUGCCAUUAUGGACUGCCACACGCGCUCCUUGGUAAACUCAUCGCAAGGAGAAUUCUAUAUUCAGCAAUCCAUUCGCGAUGCCUGUUUUCUACAUCAGGCUCGUUUGCUUGCCACGGCGGCUGUCAAUCAACCCGUCGCCAUUUACGACGAUCGAGGCGCCGAAAUACAUUCCUUGUCGGAUCACAAGGAUGCCGUCGCUUUGGAGUUCUUGCCCUAUCACUUUUUGUUGGCAGCCAUUGACGAUCGAGGACCGGCAUUGUUACGGUAUAUUGACAUUACCACGGGACAACUCGUCAGCAAACAUCGCACACGAGGAGAUCCCAGUGGCUCUCGGGAAGGCCUUCGAGCCGGUAAUCCGGUAGUGCUACGACAAAAUCCAUCCAAUGCCGUCUUGCACUGCGGUCAUACCAACGGGACCGUCACACUCUGGUCUCCGGCGUCGCAAAAGUACCUCGUCAAGUUCCUCUGUCACAAGGGAGCCGCCAUUACCAGUCUCGCCGUCGAUAUGGGAGGCAACGUCAUGGUCACGGGAGGAGCCGAUCGACAAGUCAAAGUAUGGGAUUUGCGAAAUACCUAUCGACAUGUACACUCCUACUUUACCGUGGCGGGACCACCCACAUCACUGGAUAUCAGUCAACAGGGCAUGUUGGGGAUUGGACAUGCCGGACAUGCCACCAUUUGGGCGCCGUCCGCUUUGCAAGUCAAGGCCAAAGAUCCUUACAUGCAUCAUUUGAUUCCACGGGGUGGACCCAUCGAAACGUUACGCUUUCGACCCUACGAAGAUGUCUGUGGCAUUGGGCAUGCCAAGGGCAUGAGUUCCAUUGUCAUUCCGGGAUCGGGAGAACCCAAUCUCGAUACGGCAGAGUACUUUACCAAUCCAUUCUCCGAUUCCAAACAACGACGGGAAGCCGAAGUCAGGGCGUUGUUGGAUAAACUCAGUCCGGAUAUGAUUGCACUCGAUCCAAAUGUCAUUGGUGGAAUGGAAGAACUGGAUCCACACAAACGACUCGAACAGAUUCGAGAUCAACAAGAAGCGGCCAAUAACAUGACCAACAACAAAAAGAAAAAGGAAAAGACCAAGAAACGAGGACGCAGCAAGAUACAGACCAAGUUGCGUCGAAAACAACGGAAUAUUGUGGAUCAACAGACGAUGCAACUGAGAGAAGCUCGAGAACAAGAAAAGACACAAGAAGAUGCCGAACGCAAGGCUGCCAAGGGAGAAAUUGUGGUUCCCACGGAAACACCCAAAGAGCAAGCACCCACAGCAUUGAAGCGAUUCUUUUCCUAA